AGCAAGUAGCUACAAGCGUGUGUUUUUAAGUGUAUUGUGGUAAUAAUUUACAGGGCAUUACGUUGGUAAAGAGCGUGCGCUUUGAUUCUGUUACUAUAAAAUUGGUUUAGUUCACAGUGAAAUGAGUGUUGUGGAAAUAAUAAAAUUAUAGGAUAGUAAAAUACAGCCAAUUCAUUAGCAAUUCAGUGUAAAUUAGUGUCAUGUUUGACAUUAAAUAGGUAUUUACGGUCUUGACGUCGGCAGGCCUGAUGUGACCAAGUUCAAAAUUAAAUGUUACUUUUUCAGUCACUAUCAUAGAAUUAUACGCAGAAACAGAAUCUUUUAAAAAUUUCAAAUAAUCUUUUAGCUUUGCUUAUGGCAUAAAUGUGAAAACGUCCCGGAAUAUCUUGGUAAAAUAAAAUAAACUUCAGAGAAUCGUAAAUUUCAAUCAUUUUCGAAAACUAAUGGCAGUUAUUACUGUUAGGGACAAGUCGAAAAAGAUAUGAUUUUCGUGAUACUUGGGAGGCUGGUUACGAAAACGACAACCGUUCUAAAAUCUAUAUCAGUCUAAAUUUGAACAACAGUGACUUUAGUUUAAUUGUUAAAAUAAAAAAAAACAGCAUUAUAAACGUCUAAUAUAACAAAGUGAAAAUGUCAAGAAGCGGCAAUUGUUUGAUUUGGGACUAUUUCCAAAAGAAUCAGGAGGAUAAAAUCGCCGAGUGCAAUAUAUGCUUGAAGAGUUUAUCGUACAAGACGACGAUUACAAAUCUAAAACAGCACUUAAGACUCAAACAUAAGAGCGCUUUUAAGGAACUCGUCUCCCGGGGUCCGUGGUACCGGGGCAAGUCCGCAGCCGCGCGCUCGAAGGCUUCGUGCACGUCAACACUAGAUACCGACUCUGACAGCAUGGAAGUAAGCGAAAUAGACUUGUGGUGUCACUUCGAGCAGGAGACGGGCGGCCGCGCGCGGUGCAGACACUGCCACCAGUCCCAGGACAUCGGCGAGAUGGAGAAGCACCUGAUAAAAGCACACUACGAAGUUUUCGAGGACGAGGCCCAGUUCGAAAUAGAGGGCUUGGAUCAAGAGCAGGACGCGUUGCAGAAUGACGACAGUAAUCAGUUCACGGAAGUCAUUUACGUGGAGGAAAAACGAAACAAAUCCCCGAAGCACGGUUAUUUGUCCGCGAAAACUCCGAAAUCACUAAUGUCCGCGGAGAACACGCCCAUAAAGAAAUAUAAACGCAAUAACAUUGACUUGUCGGAUGAAAGGUCUUUUAUUAACUGCAACAGUGCAACCCCGGAUCAGCUAGAUUCGUUUUUAUUGUACAUUAAAAGUCUUUUAUUGCAAACCUCCCCGGAAUUGUCGAUGAAAUUGCAAAUGGAAAUCCUGAAUGUGGUUAUGAAAGCCAAGAUAAACGAAGCCCAGAGUAAUACGAGUCUCGAGUUAAGUUCCAACGGCGGUAAGUGUGCUGAGGAAGCGGACAAAGUGAUCGUUACAGAAGCAGCGGGUGCCAGCGCCAGUGGUGAUAGUUAAAAACAAAAA
Bombyx mandarina (wild silkworm) is the source of this 1521-nucleotide messenger RNA. RefSeq lists its product as uncharacterized. The record is from RefSeq and is a predicted model, not a curated record. Gene Ontology annotation, molecular function: DNA binding. Lineage: Eukaryota; Metazoa; Arthropoda; Insecta; Lepidoptera; Bombycidae.